AUGCCUCCAGAAUGCUCAGUUUAUACGGGAGAACUGCAUGCCAUAGCGGAAGCGAUUAAACUCUCUACAAACCUCAACGCUAAAGAUUCGGUAAUAUUCACUGACUCCCUGAGCUCCUUACAGAGCAUUAAACAGCCCUACCCAAAACAUCCCAUACUGAAGAACAUCAAGACACAAUUAUAUGAGAUGAGACUUCAAGGAAAAAAUAUCGAGCUGGUGUGGAUCCCAUCCCGUAUAGGCAUUCCUGGUAAUGAAAAGGCCGACGUGGCUGCAAAAGAGGCCAGUGUAGACCCAUCUGCCAAAAUUAUAUCAAAAAUACCAUAUACAGACAUGAAGCCCGUUAUUAAAAC
This is a messenger RNA of Leptinotarsa decemlineata (Colorado potato beetle), 350 nucleotides long. RefSeq lists its product as uncharacterized. The record is from RefSeq and is a predicted model, not a curated record. NCBI's taxonomy places the organism in Eukaryota, Metazoa, Arthropoda, Insecta, Coleoptera, Chrysomelidae.